AAAUGGGUUUUGGAGAGACUUCCGGCGACGGACCGGAGUUACCUGAAAGUAGGUGGGGGUGUGUGCCCCUCCCUUCAGUGUUCGAGGUUCUCUUUAUCCUGGAAGAGGCGAACCGUGCGAAUUGACGACUUUGAACACUUUAAAAGAAGCUGCUCGGGCUUUUUUUUUUUUUUCGGACAGCGGCAACAUGCAUAUUCGAGAAUUCCGAAUCGUCCUGCCCAUUUCAGUGGAUGAGUAUCAAGUGGGCCAGCUGUAUACAGUAGCAGAAGCCAGCAAGAAUGAGACCGGUGGAGGAGAGGGCGUUGAAGUGUUGGUCAAUGAGCCCUAUGCGAAAGAUGGGGAGAAGGGACAGUAUACCCACAAGGUCUACCACCUAAAGAGUAAAGUGCCACGCCUCAUGCAAGUACUUGCUCCAAAGGGUUCUCUUGAGGUUCAUGAAAAGGCCUGGAAUGCAUAUCCCUACUGCAGAACCAUUCUCAGUAAUGAAUACAUGAAGGAUAAAUUCAUAAUUAAGGUUGAGACAUGGCACAAGCCGGACAUGGGAGAACAGGAGAAUAUACAUGGACUCGACAAAAGUGAUUGGGAAAAAACUGAAGUUAUCAACAUUGAUAUUGCUGACAGAAAAUGUGUAAGCGACAAGGACUACAAAGAAGAUCAGGAUCCAGCCAAGUUUAAGUCAGAAAAAACGGGAAGAGGGCCCCUGGGUCCUGACUGGAAGAAAGAAGUUCUCAACAACCCUAGCUGUCCACAUAUGUGUGCCUAUAAACUAGUCACAGUAAAGUUCCAGUGGUUUGGCCUGCAGUCAAAGGUGGAGAGCACCAUUCAAAAGAUUGAGAGGCGUAUUUUCACUCACUUCCACAGACAGUUAUUCUGCUUGAUUGAUAAAUGGAUUGAUCUUUCCAUGGAUGACAUCCGGAAAAUGGAGGAAGAAACCAAGAGAGAGCUGGAUGAGAUGAGGCAAAAGGAUGAGGUCAAAGGCAUGGACAUGGAUGAAUGAGGGGUUGGUAGCUCUCAUGCAGACUCCCCCCAUGACACACUGGACCAAGAACUUUCCCUCCUGAUCCAAGAAUACUACAGUGCUUCAAUUUUAAAGCAAUUGGGUUUAUUUAUGUACCUAAAUACAAAAUCAGUAGCAUCAGUCGACAUGUUUGCGAGGUGCUUAAACCUUGUAAAUUGACUGGCACGAGGCAAAAUUUUUCGGUUAUCCUAUGUCAGUGAUUUGUCAUGUCUCGGUUGUACUCGAUUGGUGCAUUACCAUUUCAUUGUUGAUUUGCCUACAAAAAAAAUUAAAUUGCCAGACUUUUAAUACAUUUCACCUUUUAAUGCAAUGAAGCACAUGUUGCCUUUGGGACUUCUGUCUUGGCAGUGACUAUUGUUUGGUGCUAACAGACGAUCCUCUGUUCACCUGUUUCCGGUUUACAUGCCAUGGGUUUCACUAAAGCUCUAUGAUAUUGAGAAUUUCCAUUUUAAAAGGCUCAUUCGGAGGAGGAUGGAAAUACUGAUGUGCAGUGGCUGGUUGAGCUUACUGUUGUUUGGUAAAUUCGAACUUUUUUUUUUUUCUUUUUGGGUGCAGGUGCUAUGGUUAGUAUUAUUGUACUGACAGCUUUGCAAAGAUUUGGUCGUCUUCUUUCUUACAUGACAUAUUGGUUUUAAAGUAAUCUGUUGGGGUGUCUACAUUCAAGUGUAUAUUAAAUGUACAAUUUUGUCA
Molecule: messenger RNA, 1708 nt
Organism: Phycodurus eques (leafy seadragon)
Lineage: Eukaryota; Metazoa; Chordata; Actinopteri; Syngnathiformes; Syngnathidae
Product: phosphatidylinositol transfer protein alpha isoform-like
Exons: 12
Coding region: 188-997 (269 amino acids)
Biological process (GO): phospholipid transport
Cellular component (GO): cytoplasm
Molecular function (GO): phosphatidylcholine binding; phosphatidylinositol binding; phosphatidylcholine intramembrane carrier activity
Source: RefSeq, a predicted model, not a curated record